AUGGCAAUUUAUUACAAGUUUAAGAGUGCGAGGGAUUAUGAAACCAUCCCCAUAGAUGGUGCUUUUAUAUCAGUUGGUUUUCUCAAAGAAAAAAUUUACGAAUCUAAGCAUUUGGGAAGUGGUAAAGACCUUGACAUUGUCAUCUCUAAUGCCCAAACUAACGAAGAGUAUUUGGAUGAAGCAAUGUUAAUCCCAAAGAAUACUUUGGUCCUCAUUCGCCGGGUCCCUGGACGCCCUCGCAUCAGAAUUAUCACCCCACAAGAGCCGAGAGUUGAGGAGAAAGUAGAAAACAUUCAGACUGAUACAAGCAAUCUUAUUACUGCCGAAGCAUCUGCAGCUGAAGAUGAGUGGGAUGAGUUUGGGAAUGAUUUGUAUUCAGUUCCCGAUGCCUCAGCUGUCCACUAUAGUAACCCAUGUCCUGAUCAUGCACCAGCCGAUGAGAAAAUACACGAAGAAACCAAACUUAAGGCAUUAAUUGACACUCCAGCAUUAGACUGGCAGCAACAAGGUGCAGGUAGUUUUGGCCCAGGCAGAGGUUACGGGAGGGGUAUGGCUGGAAGAAUGGGUGGUCGUGGUUUUGGAAUGGAAAGUAAAACGCUGCCACCGGGAUAUAUUUGCCAUCGUUGCAAUGUUCCUGGACAUUUUAUUCAACACUGCCCCACAAAUGGUGAUCCUAACUAUGAUGUGAAGAGAGUUAAACCACCUACUGGUAUCCCCAAAUCUAUGCUGAUCGUGACGCCAGAUGGCUCUUAUUCUUUGCCAAGUGGCGCAGUUGCAGUUUUGAAACCAAAUGAGGAUGCGUUUGAGAAGGAAAUGGAAGGAUUGCCAUCAACAACACGUUCAGUCGCGGAACCUCCUCCUGAAUUAAGAUGCCCCUUAUGCAAAGAAGUAAUGAGAGAUGCUGCGCUGACAAGCAAAUGCUGUUUCCAGAGCUUCUGUGACAAGUGUAUCAGAGAGCAUAUAAUUGCUAAGUCAAUGUGUGUUUGUGGAGCAACUGAUGUACUAGCUGAUGAUCUUCUACCAAACAAGACCCUUAGAGAUACUAUAAACCGUAUCUUGGAGUCUGGUAACAAUAGUGCUGAGAAUGCUGGCAGCAUGUGUCAAGUACAAGAUAUGGAGCCUGCACGUGUUCCACCUCCCAAGGUUCCAUCUCCUUCUACAUCUGUUGCAUCUAGAGUUGAAAAAACCCCAGCUCCUAGUAACAACAAUGAGACAUCAACUGUAAAGCCGUCAAUAGAAAUAGCGGAGAUCACAAGUGCCCCUCAGGCCUCUGCAGAAAUAGUUAAAGUGGAAAAGCCAGUUGAUGCAUUUGAAAACACUCAAGGAACCUUGAAUGGCAAGGAAGAAGCUGUUACACAGGUGAAUACGCAAACCCCCAAGGAGGAAAUUCUACAGCAGGUUGCUUCUGGGGAGCAAGGAAAAAGGAAGAAGAAGAAACCUCGGAUGCCUGUAACUGACAUGCACUGGAAUCCUGCGGCCCCUGACUAUAUGAUGCCCAUGGGUCCAGGUCCGAGUAAUCAGUACUUCAAUGGUGUGCAACCUGGCUUCAACGGCGUCCAACCGGGUUUCAAUGGCUUUCAUCAUGGGUUCAAUGGGUUCGCAGGCCCUUAUCCUGGUGUGAUGCCUCCUUUUAUUGGCUAUGUAUUAAGCCACAUGGACAUGUCGUUUAGCGGGGUGAUGCAUCCAGAGCCUUUUGCUGCACAGGGGGGCUUUGGGUUCCCUAAUAUACCACCACCUCAUAGGGACCUUGCAGAGAUGGGGAAUCGUAUGAAUCUCCAGCGUCCUAUAAUGGGGAGAGAGGAAUUUGAAGCAAGGAAAGCUGAGAUGAAAAGAAAGCGUGAAAACGAGAGACGGUCAGAAGGAGGGAAUGUCUUGAGGGACGGUGAGAAGAGCAGAAUGAUGAACAACUCGGCAGACUCUUCCUCGCCCAUGAAGCACAAAUCUGGGUAUCAGUUAAAAGAGACAUUUAAGAGUAGAUGA
Molecule: messenger RNA, 1980 nt
Organism: Arabis nemorensis
Lineage: Eukaryota; Viridiplantae; Streptophyta; Magnoliopsida; Brassicales; Brassicaceae
Source: the annotation of a GenBank genome assembly